This is a messenger RNA of Mus musculus (house mouse), 4919 nucleotides long. It is a transcript of the gene Clpb, whose product is annotated as ClpB caseinolytic peptidase B. Gene Ontology annotation, molecular function: ATP binding; ATP hydrolysis activity. The transcript has 18 exons. Lineage: Eukaryota; Metazoa; Chordata; Mammalia; Rodentia; Muridae. The record is from RefSeq and is a predicted model, not a curated record. Bases 507 to 1955 code for a protein of 482 amino acids. Gene Ontology annotation, cellular component: mitochondrial intermembrane space.
GGCCAUGGCGCUGGUGGUUCAGUGCUACAGCAAGAAUCCAUCCAACAAGGAUGCAGCUCUAAUGGAAGCUGCCCGGGCCAAUAACGUGCAGGAAGUCAGAAGGCUGUUAUCAGAAGGUGCAGAUGUCAAUGCAAGACACAAACUUGGCUGGACAGCACUGAUGGUGGCAUCCAUCAGCCACAAUGAGAGCUGUCUUCAGACACACCAAAGAGGGCAUCUGAUCCCAUUACAGAUGGUUGUGAGCCACCAUGUGGUUGCUCACAAUUGAACUCUGGACCUCUGGAAGAGCAACCAGUGCUCUUAACCGCUGAGCCAUCUCUCCAGCCCUCCUGAAUUUCUUCUAUCUCGAGAUUAGUCCCUGAGUCACACUUAAUGUGGUGCAGGUCCUGCUUGCUGCUGGAGCUGACCCAAACCUUGGGGAUGAGUUCAGCAGUGUCUACAAGACUGCCAAUGAACAGGGAGUCCAUUCUCUGGAAGAUGGGAGACAAGACUGUGCAAGCUGGCGAAUGACAAACCAGUGGACAAGUGCCCUGGAGUUCAGGAGGUGGCUAGGAGUCCCGGUUGGCGUCCUAGUCACUCGAGAGGAUGACUUCAACAACCGGCUAAAUCACCGUGCUAGCUUCAAAGGCUGCACAGCCCUGCACUAUGCUGUCCUGGCCGAUGACUACAGCAUCGUCAAGGAGCUGCUGGACAGAGGAGCCAACCCCCUUCAGAGGAAUGAGAUGGGACACACACCCCUGGAUUAUGCCCGGGAAGGGGAGGUUAUGAAGCUUCUGAAAACUUCUGAGACCAAGUACAUGGAGAAGCAGAGGAAGCGGGAGGCAGAGGAGCGGCGCCGCUUCCCACUGGAGCAGCGACUGAAGGAGCACAUCAUUGGCCAGGAGAGUGCCAUCGCCACCGUCGGUGCUGCGAUCCGGAGGAAGGAGAACGGCUGGUACGAUGAGGAGCACCCUCUAGUCUUCCUCUUCUUGGGAUCGUCUGGAAUAGGGAAAACCGAGCUGGCCAAGCAGACAGCAAAGUAUAUGCACAAAGAUGCCAAAAAGGGCUUCAUCCGGCUCGACAUGUCUGAGUUCCAGGAGCGACAUGAGGUAGCCAAGUUUAUCGGUUCUCCACCAGGCUACAUCGGCCAUGAAGAGGGUGGCCAGCUGACCAAGAAACUGAAACAGUGCCCAAAUGCAGUAGUCCUCUUUGAUGAGGUGGACAAGGCCCAUCCAGAUGUGCUCACCAUCAUGCUGCAGCUGUUUGAUGAGGGCCGCCUGACAGAUGGCAAAGGGAAGACCAUUGACUGCAAGGAUGCCAUCUUCAUCAUGACUUCCAAUGUAGCCAGUGAUGAGAUCGCCCAGCAUGCAUUGCAGCUCAGACAGGAAGCUUUGGAGAUGAGCCGAAAUCGAAUCGCUGAAAACCUUGGGGAUGUCCAGAUGAGUGACAAGAUCACCAUCUCCAAGAACUUUAAAGAGAAUGUGAUCCGACCCAUCUUGAAAGCUCACUUCCGGAGAGACGAGUUUCUGGGACGGAUCAAUGAGAUCGUCUACUUCCUCCCUUUCUGCCACUCAGAGCUCAUCCAGCUGGUCAACAAGGAACUGAACUUCUGGGCCAAGAGAGCCAAGCAGAGGCACAACAUCACACUACUGUGGGACCGCGAGGUGGCAGAUGUGUUGGUUGAUGGCUACAACGUCCACUAUGGUGCCCGCUCCAUUAAGCAUGAGGUAGAGCGGCGUGUGGUAAACCAACUGGCGGCAGCCUAUGAGCAGGACCUGCUACCAGGGGGUUGCACCCUGCGUAUCACUGUGGAGGAUUCGGACAAGCACCUCCUCAAGAGCCCUGAGCUGCCCUCACCCCAGGCUGAGAAGCGUCCACCUACAUUGCGACUGGAGAUCAUUGAUAAGGACAGCAAGACCCGCAAACUGGACAUCCAGGCACCACUCCACCCUGAGAAGGUGUGCUACACCAUCUAGCAUCCACCUGUCUGUGCCCUGAACAUCUAAUAAAGGCCCCUUGCUGUGGCAUGGCAACCAAUCCACCUUGCCCUCAUGCCUUUCCAAGGCCUAGCACCCUCUCCUGCCUUUCUUGGUUGUGAGGUUCAUAGUCUGUUAUGAUCUCCAAGGCAAGGAACAGGAAGCCUGGUCUGCACUUCAGUGUGCACUCCACUCCAUGUCCUCACUAGAGCAUUGACGUGUGGCCAGAAGCUCAGAAACAUGCAGCGGAGAACAAGUCUGGCUGAAGAAGAUAGGACUCAGGCAGUGGUGCACCACCUCUGCUUGUGCUGAUGCGGCUCAUCCUCAGGAUGGCCCCGUGGCAGUGGGGGGAAGCCAGGAGCCCCAAGCACAGGUAGCUCUGUAGUUUAUUCUACAGCUACCUCUUUCCCAUGCCCUACAACUGUCAGAGUCAAGGCUUGUGACUGAGCCAGUGUAGAGCACCCAUAGGUCUGACUGGUCCCUCUUCCUGCCUUCCUCUGGGGUGGGACCAUGGUCCCAGGUGAACACCUCAGCUCUGAGAUGGGGCUCAUUCAGCAGGCUGGCAGUCUAGAUAACAGAAGGUGCUGUGGGAGCAAGGCUGGAGUCAGGCUCCACACAGGUGGGCACGGGUCUGCCUUAGCCCUGUCUCUUAACUGCCGUCCCAGCCAGGUAGCAAUUCCAUGGGCCUAGCAUACCCAUAAAGGACAGCAGGACACAGCAGGGCCUGGCAAGUCACUCUGCAUCAUCUGCAGAAGCCAUCACCACUACAGGACUGAGUAGAGCCCUCCUGUGUGUUAGCCAGCCUCUGUCAAGAUGUUUAGACAGGGCUGAAGUCAGUGCCAUGACUCAUAGAUUGUCAUGACAAGAUGCUCACAGCUCUGAGUGACACCACCUCACCCCUAAGAGGCUGCCUGCUCCUUACUACCUCAAAACUGUAUCCUCUUUUUACUUUGAAAUUCUCUAGGCUUACAGAAAAUUAUGAAGAAAAAAAAAAGUAAACCUCUUAUACCUUUAACUCAGCCUCUCCUGUCACACAGCAUAGACGCAUGGGGAGUGACAGGACCAGGAAAGUAGCAUUGCCACACACUCCUGCCCCAUCUGCAGGCUGUGGCUUUCACCAGCCUGGACAUCCCACAGUGCAUUCUACUUUCCAUCGCCUUCCCCUGUGUCGCCCAAGGCAGUUUCUGUGUCUUCCCUGCUCUUCGGUGAUCGUGACACUUUUGAAGAGUCCAGGCCAGUUCUUUUGUAGAAUAUCCUUCAGCCGAGCUCUAUCUAAUGCUCUCACUGAUGAGUCUGGGGGUCUGCGUUUUUGGCAAGGUGACCACAGAGACCAAUGCCCUGCUGCCUCCCUCACAGCACGUGGCAGUAACCCCAAAGCUCGAAUUGUCUGGAAAAAGGUCCCCUACUGUAAAAUUGAAAGUUUCACGCUGGGGUGUAGUAUUAGACCUUGGCUAGCAUGCACAGAGGCCCGGGUUGAUUCCCAGUGCCACAAAAAUAAAUAAGUGUAUAAAUAUAAUUUUUUCCUAGAACUAAAAUCAAGCCAGACUACUUACUGGUUUGUGCCUGGACUCCCAGCAAUUGGGAGGUUGAGGUAGGAUUGUCACAAGUUUGAGGCUACUUUGUGCUGCAUACUAAGUUCCAGGCCAGCCUAGGCUACAUAGUAAAACCCAAUCUCCAAGAGUCAAGUGGAUACAUCUCUAUAAAGUCGAGACUGGCCUGGUCUGCAGAGAGAGCUGCGGGCCAGCCAGGACUGCAGAGUGAGACCUUGUCUUAAAAAACAGCAAUCCUUUACCAUGGCCCAGCAGGUUAUGGCACUUUUUACCCAGCCUGAUGACUUGAGUUAAUUCCUUGAACCCAUAUAAAAAUGAAGGUAGAGAACGGACCUCAAAAAAAAAAAUGGUUCUCUGACCACACACGUGGUGACAUGACUUCCUGCCCCACACAGACAUAUACAUGACAGUAAUAAUACUUUUAAAGUAAUGAUAAUGUUCUGGGAAGAUACUUAAAGCUGUGUAAAUGCCACGUGCUUAUAUUUUUUAGAGUAAGUGUCCAUCUCAGCUGAGACAUUUUACUGUUGAAUUUCCUGUUUUACUUGUGCAGAUUUGUUGUUCCUUAUCCAUCUGUGUUUAAUAAUUGGUGUUCUGUUCCAAAGAAACCUUUCACCUCAUUCAUUUACUCAGAAUGUAUGCCCAUGUAUUCUGUGGUUAUGAUGUAGUAGGAAGUGUGUUGCUCCGUGCAGCCACGUGGGGCCUAUGUGAGCUCCUUCAUGCUUUGGCGUUGCUUGCACCUCCAUGUUCUGCCACUGUAGACUGUCCUGGGCCAACUCACAGCCUCCACACCACAGCUCCCAUUUCUCCAAGGCCUUCCUGUUUCCUGUUAUUGUGUGAACCAAUGGCUUCUUGAUGCUCUAAAGAAUUAUGUGUGUGAGUGUGUCUGUUGGCCAUAUGUGUGCAGUGCCUCAGGAGGCCAGAAGAGGGUGGUGGAUACCCUGGAACUAGAGUUUCAGUGUUGUGCCACCAUGUAGGUGUUGGGUUCGAACCUGGGUCCACCUAGAGCAGUAAGUGCUCUUAACCACUGGACCACCUCCAGCACAUGUGGCCUUAGAACCUUACUAUCCUUUUCUGCUUCUUCUUGCCUGUUUCUCUUUCUUUCCUUCUCCUGUGUUUGUCAUAGAGCAGUGGUUCUCAACCUGUGGGUAGCAAUUCCUUUCGGGGUCAAACAAGUCUUUCACUAGGUCCAUAGAAAACACGGAUGCGAGGGUUUCCUACUUGGGCCCAGCAGAAUGGCUCCCGCAAAGAAGGGUGGCGAGAAGAAGAAUGGCCGUUCUGCCAUCAACGAGGUGGUGACCCGAGAAUACACCAUCAACAUUCACAAGUGCAUCCAUGGAGUGGGCUUCAAGAAGCGUGCUCCUCGGGCACUCAAAGAAAUUCGGAAGUUUGCCAUGAAGGAAAUGGGGACACCAGA